AUGGAAAAUUCUGCUUUAACAGCACUUUUUUUACGGCAAACAGAUGCGAAUGAAGCUGAAAAGUUUUUAAAGUUUCACUUCAGAAACCUCACAACGAAAAGUGUUCGCAGGCGGUGUUUUAAAGUUGUUAUUGCUGCCACUGCUUCUGUUAGCUUAAUGUUCAAUGGAGCGUGGGAGAAUUGUAGUCCUUUUAUAAUUCGAACAAAAUGGUCCACAUUUUUAUGA
Clunio marinus is the source of this 225-nucleotide messenger RNA. Lineage: Eukaryota; Metazoa; Arthropoda; Insecta; Diptera; Chironomidae. The record is from the annotation of a GenBank genome assembly.